UUAUAUGCAUUGUUUUCGUGGUGUUGUUUUUACGACAAAGUGGACCGUGGUCGGUUUGAAACGUCGUACCUUAUCACUUCUUUCUUUCUAACCACCAUCUUAUCUCUUGCAUAACUCUUCUUAGCGAAAUCUUUUCCAACUUCAUUGACCUUGAUCUUGAGACAUGUCAAGCUAUCAGAUACUUGACUCAUCACCCAUCCGCAUUCCCUCUGUUCACGAUACGGAAGUUCAUUCACGACCCAUAAAACGCUCUGCAUCUCUGGCAUCACUGCCUACGCCUCCCAGAACACAUCACAAGCGAUCUCGUUCAAAAGCAGUGUCAGCGACCUCUCGAUACGCGUCAGAGGAGAGUGGCAGCGCGUCAGAACUCGAGGACAACCUUGGUGGAAGCUAUACUGUUCGCAACGAUGAACAACACAGCAAAAGCGAAGAUGAAAGUGGCGGGGACAAGGAUGCCCAUGCGCUCAUGGGAAGGAAAAAACGCCGAACCAUGGACGUCCUUCCUGCGCAUGACGAAGAAGAAGAUAACGAGAACUCGUUCUGGACUGGUCGUAGUGGUGGCGUAGUGUCUCAUGAGCGUAAAAAAUCUUCGGCAGUAGAGGAUUCGGAAGAGGACAAGUCACCUUCACCCGCACUGUUGAAGUAUCGCGUACGUGAGCCUGUUUCGCCUCCUCCCUCCCGCAGAGCACCCCAAGUCCACCCUCGUGCAUCAUCAGUGCAGCGCUCGCGUUCGCCCCCGCCUAUACUUCUUCUACCAAAGCCACCCGUGACACCUCCCCGCAAACUCUUCCUUCGUGCGCUCCCAUCUCCCUCGGAUUCUAAAGCCAAGACAAUAUGGCCUACUCGAGACUCCCCUGACAACCCUUUCCUCGCUGGUGAGGGUGAAGCAGGCACAUCUAAUGCAAGCGGCUGGGAGAGCAGCGAUGAUGAAUUGCCCGUCGGAGAAGCCCCUGAGCGUGCAAGCACGCCAACUCCAGCACCAGUGUUUGAGGAGAAACCGACAAUAACCUAUGUCUUCCGAGGUCAAAAAGCGACAUUCAAUAACCCUCAAUAUCAUCUUCCCCCUGAAGUGCUUGAGGCGUCUAAACUGCCGAUCGAUCAUCCAGACUUUGAAGUGGCUGAGGCAUGUCCACCCCGCCGGCUCUUUGCCAACAAGCUUAAGCGCAAGCCUCGUGACCGUAGUCAAGACGUUUCUCCGAUCGGAUCCUUUGGUGCCAAACGUGCGAAGGUUGAAUAUUUAGAUGCCAGCGCAUCGGAGGGUGAGAAAAGUACCGCCAGCACCGGCUCCCGCAAGAACAUAGUCUUCGCAGAUGGGACUGAGCGGGACCCUGUAUUCUCCAAGCCACAAGGCUCUGACAAAGGUGCUGAGCGCCUUGAGCUCCUGCAGCACGCUCGGGAGGAGCGCGAACGCAGGGAGAAAGACAGCAAACAACGCCUGGCUUCGAAGGAAGGCCUGCGUGCUGGGGCGUUUGUUGUGGAGAGGGACAAUCCUGUCCGGCGGGCAAUGGGCCCCGCACGUCAUUCGUAAGUUGCCGGCGACAUCGACAAUCCUCAUCUUUCUCGAUUUAUUUUCUUGUAUGUGCGAUACCUCUUUUCCUACUGUUAUGUUUCCUACGAUGCCCCAUGUUCUCUCUAACUCCUGCGACACCCCAUCUAAUCUCAGCUCCAU
Molecule: messenger RNA, 1669 nt
Organism: Suillus plorans
Lineage: Eukaryota; Fungi; Basidiomycota; Agaricomycetes; Boletales; Suillaceae
Exons: 2
Coding region: 164-1528 (454 amino acids)
Source: RefSeq, a predicted model, not a curated record